AUGGCGGCGACCGUAACGCUGGAGCCCGCGGGCCGUUGCUGCUGGGACGAGCCGGUGCGCAUCGCUGUGCGCGGCCUGGCCCCAGAGCAGCCGGUCACGCUGCGCGCGUCCCUGCGCGACGAGAAGGGCGCGCUCUUCAGGGCCCACGCGCGCUACUGCGCCGACGCCGACGGCCAGCUGGACCUGGCGCGCGCGCCCGCGCUGGGCGGCAGCUUCGUGGGGCUCGAGCCCAUGGGGCUCUUCUGGGCUCUGGAGCCCGAGAAGCCUUUGCUACGGCUGGUGAAGCGGGACGUGCAGACGCCCUUCGCCGUGGAGCUGGAGGUGUUCGAGGGCCACGAGCCCGAGGGCGGGCGGCUCCUGGGCCGGGCUGUGCACGAGCGCGACUUCCUGCCGCCCGGGGUUCGGCGCGAGCCGGUGCGCGCGGGCCGGGUGCGCGCCACGCUUUUCCUGCCUCCAGACACAGGACCCUUCCCUGGAAUCAUCGAUCUGUUUGGAAGUGGUGGUGGCCUUUGUGAAUACAGGGCCAGCCUCCUGGCCGGACGUGGUUUUGCUGUGCUUGCUCUGGCUUAUUUUAGAUUUGAAGACCUCCCUGAAUAUUUGAAUGAUGUGAGCCUGGACUACUUUGAAGAAGCUGUGGACUUUAUGCUACAGCAUUCGAAGGUGAAAGGCCCUAGUGUUGGACUUCUUGGCUUCUCCAAAGGAGGUGACCUGUGCCUCUCAAUGGCCUCUUUCUUGAAGGGCAUCACAGCCACUGUAGUUAUCAAUGCCUGUGUGGCCAACACAAUAGCUCCUCUGCGUUAUAAGGAUAUGAUUAUUCCUCAUCUCAGCAGUGACCCGGGGAAAUAUACAAUCACUGAGUCAGGCUUUUUAAAUUUGAUGGAUAUUUGGAACAAUCCACUGGAGAAACCCAACCAACAAAGUCUUAUUCCAUUGGAGAAGGCCCAGGGCCCCUUCCUGUUUAUUGUUGGCAUGGAUGAUCAUAACUGGAAGAGUGAAUUCUAUGCUCAUGUAGCCUCUGAACGGUUACAAGCUCAUGGGAAAGACAGACCCCAGAUAAUCUACUACCCAGGAACUGGUCAUUGCAUUGACCCACCUUAUUUUCCUCUUUGUAGAGCCUCUGUGCAUGCAGUUUUGGACCAACCGAUCUUCUAUGGAGGUGAGCCAAAGGCUCACUCAAGGGCACAGGUAGAUGCAUGGCAGCAAAUCCAAACUUUCUUCCAUAAACAUCUCAAUGGUAAAAAAUCUGUCAAGCCCAGCAAAUUGUAACAUUGUAACCAUAAACCAUAUACUAUUAAUAAAAAUCGUACUCAUAAAACAUGAA
Molecule: messenger RNA, 1321 nt
Organism: Phacochoerus africanus (Common warthog)
Lineage: Eukaryota; Metazoa; Chordata; Mammalia; Artiodactyla; Suidae
Gene: ACOT6
Product: acyl-CoA thioesterase 6
Exons: 3
Coding region: 1-1266 (421 amino acids)
Biological process (GO): acyl-CoA metabolic process; fatty acid metabolic process
Molecular function (GO): fatty acyl-CoA hydrolase activity
Source: RefSeq, a predicted model, not a curated record